This is a messenger RNA of Cygnus atratus (black swan), 916 nucleotides long. It is a transcript of the gene INKA1, whose product is annotated as inka box actin regulator 1. The transcript is spliced from 2 exons. The record is from RefSeq and is a predicted model, not a curated record. Gene Ontology annotation, cellular component: nucleus. Lineage: Eukaryota; Metazoa; Chordata; Aves; Anseriformes; Anatidae. Gene Ontology annotation, molecular function: protein serine/threonine kinase inhibitor activity; protein kinase binding. Bases 15 to 866 code for a protein of 283 amino acids.
GGGCCGGGCCGGGGAUGCACAGCGCCCGCCUGGACGGCGGCCUCGGCCAGCGCCGCGCCGAGCCGCGCCGCUGCCGGGAGCACAUGCCAGGCACGAGGCCGGCUGCCCAUGACCCCCGCAGGCCGCCCGCCCCCCAGCGCCCCAGCUCGGCCUGCAGCGAGGAGGACGAGGGGGGCCUGGCCGCCCGCUCGCCCCCCGCCAGCGAGCGCAGCCUGGAGUUUGACUCGGGCUACUCGGAGACGUCGGGGGGCACGUGGCGAGAAGAGGAGGUGACGGUGCUGCGACGGCACCCGCCGCCCUGCCACCGGGCGCACCAGCUCUCCGCCGGCGCCGGGGGCCCCGCGCCCGCCCGCCGCGCCCGCCCCAAAUCCACGUCGGACGCCUGCCUGGAGCAGUGGCGGGCGCUGGAGCCAGCUGAUGGGCAGGACUGGACGGUGUCGCUGCUGUCACAGAGCCGCAACCGGCAGCCCCUGGUGCUGGGGGACAACUGCUUCGCCGACCUGGUGGAGAACUGGAUGGACCUGCCCGAGGUGGGCGCCGAGCCCCGGCACCGGCCAGCCGCCGAGCCCUCGCGCCGGCUGGGCAAGCCGCCCGCCUUCCUGCUCAGCCUCUCGGGAAACGUGCGCCGCAAGCUGGCCAGCAUGGCCCGGCCCCGAGGGGCCGAGGGUGCCCGGCCGGGGAGCCGUGACCCGGCCAAGCGCCUGUCCUGCCCGCUGGGGCUGGGCGGGCAGCCCAAGGGCGCCUGCUUCCACCAGUCCCACAGCAACAUUGCCCAGCUGGCUACGGACUUCCACCGCUUCGCCGCCCUCAUGAACAGCCGCAGCCGCCAGCCCAUCAUCUGCAACGACGUGAUCGGCUACAUCUAGCCCUGCCCGUCCCCUCCUCCGCUGUAAAUAAACCCCAGUUUUGUAUGGUA